Molecule: messenger RNA, 1971 nt
Organism: Lolium perenne
Lineage: Eukaryota; Viridiplantae; Streptophyta; Magnoliopsida; Poales; Poaceae
Product: protein disulfide isomerase-like 5-3
Biological process (GO): response to endoplasmic reticulum stress; protein folding
Cellular component (GO): endoplasmic reticulum
Molecular function (GO): protein disulfide isomerase activity
Source: RefSeq, a predicted model, not a curated record
CGGGCACGAUCCAAACCAGAACAUCACUGCCAGCAAAGCUCGAGAUCGAAUCGAGCUAACUCAUGGCGCCGGUGGCGAUGGAGAAACCGCAGCAGCUGCGACGGCUGCUUCCUCUCAUCGCUCUCGCUCUAGUGCUGCCGGGCUGCUUGGCCAGCGGCGGAGGGGAGCCGGCGAUCUUCCAGAUCCCCCGGGACGGGAGCGUGGUGGAGCUGGACGAGGGCAACUUUGAGGCGGCGGUGGCCGCCGUUGAUUACCUCUUCGUGGACUUCCACGCCCCCUGGUGCGGCCACUGCAAACGCCUCGCCCCGCAGUUGGAUGAAGCUGCUCCAGUGCUUGCUGCGCUGAGCCCGCCAAUCGUAGUCGCAAAAGUAAAUGCAGAGAAGUACAAGAAGCUUGGGUCCAAAUACGGAGUAGAUGGCUUCCCUACUCUGAUGCUUUUUGACCAUGGAGUCCCCACGGAGUACACUGGUUCAAGAAAGGCCGGUCUGCUUAUCGAGAGCCUGAAGAAGCUUGUCGCACCUCAUGUUUCUGUUCUUGAGUCCGACUCAGCAAUCAAAAGUUUUGUUCAGGAAGCCGGUGCAGAUUUUCCAUUAUUUAUUGGAUUUGGGGUGGAUGAGUCAUCAAUUGCUGAGUAUGGAGCGAGAUACAAGAAGAAGGCAUGGUUUUCUAUAGCAAAAGAUUUCUCUGAGGAUAUGAUGGCUGUAUAUGAUUUUGACAAGAUUCCAGCAUUGGUUUCUCUCAACACAAAGUAUAACGAGCAAAGUGUUUUCUAUGGUCCCUUUGAAGGAACCUUCUUGGACGAUUUUAUACGACAAUCUCUACUGCCUAUAACUGUGCCCAUCAAUGCAGAGACUCUUAAGAUGUUAAAAGAUGAUGAUAGGAAAGUUGUUCUUACACUUCUUGAGGAUGAAUUUGAUGAAACUUCCAUGCAGUUGAUAAAAGUUUUGAGGUCCGCAGCCAAUGCAAACCAUGAUCUAGUGUUUGGAUAUGUGGGAGUCAAGCAAUGGGAGGAAUUCACCCAGCCUUUCCAUGAUUCCAAGACCUCACAGCUGCCAAAAAUGAUAGUCUGGGACAAAGAUGAGGAGUAUGAAGUGGUUGAGGGUUCAGAGAAUCUGCAAGAAGGUGACCAUGGAUCCCAAAUCAGUCGUUUCCUCGAGGGAUAUAGAGCUGGAAGAACAGCAAAGAAAUCAGUGGGCGGACGUACCCCGACACUGCUCGUCGUGAAUGCGUUGUACAUCCUCCUUUUCUUGGUUGUUGUUCUUAUUGCCCUGAUGUUCUUCGCUGGGCAAGGCGAGGAAGAUCGACAACCAACACGAGCCCAUCAAGAAUGAAUGUGUAGUAGUUUUGUGCACCAGAAUUAAACUUACAAGGAAUUCCUGAAGCAGGAGAAUAGAAGCAUGUUCUAGAGAGGGUAACUUAAAGAUGGUGGAUAAGUUUCUGAUUUUUCGUUUGACAUGCCUUAGGGCAUGUACAAUGAUAUACAGUCAGCUGUCUAUAAUAUGUGCCAUGUAGGAUUUUGGCUAACAUGGAAGAGAGAGAAGAUUGAAAAAGAAAGAGCCUGUCUGUAGAAAUACAGACGGUCUGCUUCCACGUUAAUCGCUGCUUACAGACAGCCUUCUUGCCAUUGUAGAGGGAGUUGUCGCUAUUUCACGGUUUCAAGCCCACGUUUCUCCGGAGUGUGUGGACCUGCUCUUCAGUUACUUGACAGAAUUUCCUGAUUCCACGGUGCUUACAGAUAGCCAAAUAGACAGCUUGUUGUAGAUGGUGUCUUUAGUACUAUCUGCAAGAUACUUGGAGGUAUGGUACAGACGGUAGGAGUCUAAACCAAUGUACAUGCCCUUAGGAAGGCUGGUUUUGAUCUCCCCUUGUCCGACCUGGCAGUUACUAACUUCAUUGACUAGCUAUUUUCAUUUUCAUGUAAACUUAUUGAUUUAAUAACUUGAGCAGCUAUCUGCUUUGAUGAUUUUCGAA